Messenger RNA from Cannabis sativa, 666 nucleotides. RefSeq lists its product as uncharacterized. The record is from RefSeq and is a predicted model, not a curated record. The transcript has a single exon. The coding region runs from base 1 to 666 and encodes 221 amino acids. NCBI's taxonomy places the organism in Eukaryota, Viridiplantae, Streptophyta, Magnoliopsida, Rosales, Cannabaceae. Gene Ontology annotation, molecular function: zinc ion binding.
AUGACAAGCAACGCUGCCGAAAGCUUCAACAAGGUGACAGAAGAAUUCAGAAAAUAUCCAGUAACUAUUUUGGUUGACUUCAUCAGGUUCACACUUCAAAAUUGGUUUGCUUCUCGUCUCGAAAAGGCUAGUAAGUGCGCUACUCCUUUGGCUACUACUUUUGAAAAUGAUUUAAAGGAUCAACACAAAGAUGGUAUGUUCAGGAGUGUCCUUCGUAAUGGUGCCCAAUUGUUCAACGUUGGUACGAGUCCUCAAGGUGAGAGAGGUGGUGAUGUGAACUUAGUGGAGAGAACAUGCACUUGCGGACUUUUCCAAAUGCUGAAAAUCCCUUGUCCACAUGCAUGUGCCGCAGCAGUUAGUCAGAAUGUGAGCGUGUACACACUUUGCUCUCCAUAUUACACUAAAGAAACGUGGAAGAAAACCUACGAUGCCACAAUUAAUAUUGUUGGCGAGGAGGAUGAGUGGGUACUACCGGAACAUAUCAAGAACAUAAGAAUCGGGGUACCAGUGGAGAAAAAACCAGUAGGUCGGCCUAGGAAGAGCAAUGCAGGUAGAAGACCGACGAAGCGUCGACCGUCUAGUGGUCAGGUGGUAGUGGAACCUCGUCAUUGUUCGCUAUGUCACGGUUCAGGGCACAACAGAGCUACAUGCAAAGCUCGAGUUUGA